This is a messenger RNA of Paramecium tetraurelia, 618 nucleotides long. RefSeq lists its product as uncharacterized. The transcript is spliced from 2 exons. The record is from RefSeq and is a predicted model, not a curated record. Lineage: Eukaryota; Ciliophora; Oligohymenophorea; Peniculida; Parameciidae.
AUGCGACUAUAUUAUUUUUUUAGUGAUCAACGCAAAGGUUGGAUAGAAUAUGUGAAUCAGUUAAAAGUACUUCCUAUGUAUUUAUACUAAGACAAUACAAGGAUUGGUACAUUAGAACUUGAACUCUAAGAACUACUGUCAGAAAGAGUUAUCAGAAGAGAAUUCCUUAAGGUGUUUAGUGUAAAGGAUUGUUAUCCAAUAUUGAGUUGGUCACUAAAUUUAACAUUAGGACUUGUGGAUUCAGGACCAGUAAAUGUUACUAGAAUUAAGUUACAAGAUCAUUUUGGAAUUCAAUUACCAAAUCCUGACUAUUGUACCUGUGAACCUUUGCCUGCUGAAUGGAUGACUAUAUUAAAUCAGAAGAAAGAUGUGGAGUAAUCUAGAUUUGAAAGAUAAAUGACUGCUUAGACUUUAAAGAGAGUCUCCACAGCCCAUGCCAAAUUAUAGAAGAGUAAAUUCGAAGGAUCCUCAGUGUAAUAAGAAAUGGAGUCUUUCAAUGAUUCAACCAAGGAGUUAUACAGUUAACUAAAUUUAAAGAAAGAAAUUUAAUUGUAUGAAGUAGAUGAGGAUGAGCGUAAAUAAAAGAAAAGAAGACACUUUUAAUAGUAUGAUUUAUGA